Messenger RNA from Necator americanus (New World hookworm), 1701 nucleotides. RefSeq lists its product as uncharacterized. The record is from RefSeq and is a predicted model, not a curated record. Lineage: Eukaryota; Metazoa; Nematoda; Chromadorea; Rhabditida; Ancylostomatidae. The transcript is spliced from 17 exons. The coding region runs from base 1 to 1701 and encodes 566 amino acids.
AUGAAAGGCUUGGUUUGCACUAAGGCGGCUUCGAACCCUCGACCGUGUGGCUACAGCGGACCUCUAACCGACUGCGCCACACCCGCCUCAGUUUGCAGUCAUGCCAGGGGAAAUGUAGAAGAUCAUGUCAGAAAUCCCCCUCCUCAUCCAAACGCUGCCUUCAAGCUUAGCCUAGACUUCGCUCCCAUCGGCAGUACCCCGCAGAGCUCGAGCUUGGCGUCGCUGUCCCUGGUGUUGGAGGCGUUGCGUCCUAUGCCUCCUUGCUCGGGCGGUGCCCAGUGGAUAGGAUCUCCUCUGUAUGCUCUAGGCGUCAGCUUUUAUGUGGCCAGCCGUGAGACUCUUUUCUACGUCUCACCUGCUAAUACCGUGAUGGAAAGCGAUGUGAAAACCCGUCGUCAAACGAGGGAACUCGAAUUACAUGGCGUAAAACAACCGCUGCUUUUCUUGGAAAACUAUAAGCGCGGUGUCGGUAGCAUGUCAAGUUCUGCUCGUAAUCAUAACAACAGAUUCCAAAUCAAAAAGGAAAACCUAGGCAGCGAAAGCAGCACCCACACAAUGACUACGCGUCAGAGAACAAAGGAGGUAAAAAGUGCAGCCAAAGGAGAUAAGUCGUUGAAGAGGACGGAGACACCGAAGACACCGAAAACAUCACGUGCUGUCACAACAUCCGUUCGCAAGCAUAGAACGCUGAAAGCGAUAGAACCUGGAGCACACAAACGAGCUAUAGUAAAAGGUGUCACUCGAAAAACUGCUAUUCAUCGUACGGGUCACACGCCGAAGUAUUCUACUCCAAAGAACCGAUCAGUUCAUCAGUACAAAAAGUUAGGUGGUACGUCAAGUUAUGUGAGUUAUCCCACAGACGUGAGGUAUACGUUCCCCAUUCCUGAUCAUCUGAUAAGCGGUCUAGGUGGAAAUGCGAAGAAGCGUGCUGCAAAGACGGAUCCUGGAUCAAAGAAGCACUCUCCAAAGCGAAGCCCUCCUUCACUCUCGGCUAGUGAGGAGGAGCGCGGUAUGGUACCGUCAUUCUCUGCCGAUGUUAAUCCGAGCUUCGACAACGAUACAAAGGACAACCGUAUAGUGACACCGGCAAUUCUUACAGAGAGAAAAAGGCGUCUGGUAGCACUAUUCGACUCACUGUUGCCUGCUGAAUUGUUUGAUGGUCGAAUGGACAUUGAGGAGAUGGAGAAUAUGAUCAGAUCUUUCGCGGAGAAUCUCAUGUCUGACAGGAAACAACCGAAUAUUCUUAGACUACCUACCAAUAACAGUAACAUCCCUUCUAAUCAAGCAGUUGUGCCUGCCGACUUAUUCGGUCAUGAGAUUCGCCACCCGCAGGAUCCUGGAGCCAAUUCAUUCGGAAACGUUCGCAUGGUGUCGGAAGGAAGACAGGAAAAUUACGGUCUUGGAGCUUUUCAGGACGCCAACAUCAGCGCGCUUCUGCCAAACACACCAGUCUAUUCUGCGGCUCGCCUUCGCAAUCUGGUACACAAAAAUGGUACUGCAAUGACCGAGAGAAAACAUACAGAAAUUGUUCCAGUUGAAAAGCUGGAACCGCACCAACUCCAGUUGCUGAAGGAAAAAGGGUUUCGUCUAGUUAAACUCGAUGUUCCGACAGAUCAAACAUCUCUCACGAAGAUGCAACGUUUGGCUUUUGCCGACAUGUGCGAUGAAAAAAAAGUGGAAGUGGAGAGUAUUGAAUACUGA